Messenger RNA from Chlorella variabilis, 1188 nucleotides. RefSeq lists its product as hypothetical. The record is from RefSeq and is a predicted model, not a curated record. Gene Ontology annotation, molecular function: transcription cis-regulatory region binding; protein binding. Bases 1 to 1188 code for a protein of 395 amino acids. Gene Ontology annotation, cellular component: Set1C/COMPASS complex. The transcript has 5 exons. Lineage: Eukaryota; Viridiplantae; Chlorophyta; Trebouxiophyceae; Chlorellales; Chlorellaceae.
AUGGAUUGGCAGCAGCCACCACCGGCAGGGGCGGCACCAGGCGCGGCGACGCAGCUGCCGCCGCCGGUCACCACCGGCUCAGCGGCCGCCCCGCCGCACCACGCCAAGACGACGCAGAUGGUGCGGCCGCCUGUGCCGCUGGGCCCCGUGGCCGCAGCACCCACCAAACGCGUGGGUCGCAAGGGCGCUGGCCGUCGUAUCAUGUCGGUCGGUGCUGCAGAGCCAGAGGAGCUCGUCAAGCUGGGGCCCGAGAUCAGCCGCACCAGCGAGCGGCUGCGCACGGGUUGGCGCCCCGUCCAGCUGUCGGCCGAGGACAAGGCGACACCGGUGGUGCUGGAUGACAGGCAGCUGACUGCUAGCAGCAGCGCCGGCUACAGCAUGGUGCGGGCCACGCACGGCGCCUUUACUGGCACCUGGUACUACGAAGUGAAGGUCGACCAGCUGGGGCCCACUGGCGCUGCUCGAAUCGGGUGGUCCACACGGCACGCGGAGCUGAACGCCCCUGUGGGUGCCGACAAGUGCGGCUUCAGCUACCGCAGCGCACAGGGCAGCAAGGUACAUGCAGCAUGGCGGGAUGACUAUGGGGAGCCCUUUGGGCAGGGAGAUGUCGUGGGCUGCGUGCUGCACAUGCCCGAGGGCGGGCGGCCAUUUGAGCGGGGAGUUGCGGAUGUGGUGAAGUACAAAGGCAAGCUGUACUUUGAGGAGCAAGAGCAGGCCGACCCCCAGAAACUGCCUGGCAGCUUUGUGGCCUUCACGCUCAAUGGCAGGCUGCAGGGCAAGGCGUACGAAGACAUUGCAGAGGGCACCUACUGCCCCGCCAUCUCUCUCUAUACCAACCCCACGAAGCAACAGACCGCAGCGACCGUGACUGUCAACUUUGGAGAGCAGGGCUUUGCGUUUGACCCGCCCCAGAUAGACGGCUGCCAGACGCCGCGGCCAGCCUUUGAAAUGGCAGGACCGCGCCCUGGGCAGCAGCAGCAGCAGCCAGAGCAGCGGCUGUCAGCUCAAGGGCAGGCGGCUUCAGAGCAGCUAGAGCAGCAGCAGGCGCGGCAGGCAACGGAACCACCAGAGCAGCACCUGCAGCAGGAGGUUCGGCCCAUGGAGGUUGAGCCAGGAGCCGCUCCAGCACAGCAGCAGCAGUCAGCAAGUGAACAAGCAGCGCCUGGCAGCACUGGAAUGGGUGGGUAG